Molecule: messenger RNA, 1440 nt
Organism: Nematostella vectensis (starlet sea anemone)
Lineage: Eukaryota; Metazoa; Cnidaria; Anthozoa; Actiniaria; Edwardsiidae
Exons: 17
Coding region: 118-1419 (433 amino acids)
Source: RefSeq, a predicted model, not a curated record
CCGGCUUAUUGGUCCUGUUGACCGAGUCUCAUAUUACACGUCACAUGUUAUGUCCGCUUAAGCACGGUUCGGAAGGUUCUUGAUCAGUGUGCGAGUUUUUACGUGGAAGACGAAGCUAUGAGAAAAGCAAAGUGUACCUCACUGAGAACGAUCUUUUUGUCCGAAAAAGACCUAAAUUUUGAUUGCGUGCCCAGAGGGAGCAGGCUGAAACAGGCGGAGCGAGAGGGGAGAGUCCAAACCUUAGACCUGGCCACCAAUCACUCCAGCGAGGAUGUCCUAAGCAUCCUAAAAUCAAAAUUUCCGACGCUACGUAAUGAACUGGAGUUGCCAAAGAGACUUCAGUUCCUUCAGCCAGGGGCACAAGGCAACAACGGCUGGAAUGUUGCCUUUUACGGGGUCCCUACUGGCCAGGAAAUUUACCAUGCGUUUAAUCGAACGAAAAGGAUGUAUUUCUGUCUAAGGACAAAAGAUUUAAGCAGCAGCACCACCCCAACACCAGCCACCAGUGAUGAAGGUGACAACAGCGAUAAAUAUAAUCAACCACUAAGCACUCAAAUAAAGAAAAAAGAGUCCUCUAAAGUCCUUAGUAUAAACCCUCCUGGAAAAGGCAAGAAACCUGACAAGCCCUCUAAAGUCCACCUCAGAGGUAGUCCAUCUUCAUCCCCUUCUAGUGGGGACGACCUUGUACCUGUUCUUGAAUACAAGGAAGUCAAAGAGAAGAGCGAGUUGAAUGCCCUUAGCAACCCUGGAAAGGGAAAAUCAACGGAUCCCUCUAAAGGAGAAUUCUUAAAGGAAAUAAAUUUGCACUCAAGUUUUGGAGUUGUUGUUGGAACAGUAAGGGAGGAUGAGUAUGAGUUUGGUUUUCUGAACCAAAGCAUCACAAAGGGCCAGAUGUGGUAUCACACACAGGCACUUGGGGACCUGUGUGUGGUACUCGAAAAUUACCAUCAGGCAUGUAUACAAGCCAAGUACUCUGGCAGAUCAUUGCUUAUCUGCUCAGGGGUUGAACCAGAUGAGCCAGCCAACUACAUGCUGGCAAGUUUCUUCAGGGAUGUCGAAGACUUGGAGGUCAAACCUCUGCUAUGUGUGUGUUUCGAAGGCACAGAUGAUGAGAGGGCAGUAUCCAGAAAUCGUGGCCAUGGGAGGGAACCAAUACUGUUGGUGUUGCGUGCUAUUGGUUCCAACCUAGGAGUUGUUGCCCGUGCAGAAGAUGUCAAUCUCAGCACUUUUGAUGGAAGGGUCAUCCUCAAAGCCCUAAGCAUAAAGGAAAAAAAGGAAAAAAAAAAAAGAGAAGGAAUAAAGACAACAAGAAAACUGUUGAUCACAAGACUGGCUAUGAUCCUGACAUGGAUUCUAAAUCAGAUACGGGCGAAGAGCAUGAGGUUCACUUCAAAAGUGAAUUGUUGCAGACUUUCAUAGGGGGCAAUGACACCACAAUAG